AUGUGUGUCUCGAGAGAUAUCAUUACCCCAAGAGUGGUGACUGCCGAGCCUGCAAAGAAGCGGGCAGCGCAGCGAAGACACUCGAGGGAAGAUGAUGAAGCUUCGAUCGACGAGCUGCCGGGCAACGAUGAAGUUGGCGACGGAAUCAGUCCGUGGGCGCCUCCAUCAGCGCGAGAAAAGGAAUGGAACAGCCAUUCCAGGCAAAAGGCGGACGAUGCCUGGUUGCAGGAGCACGCAGAGCGAAACCUAGAUCUACAAAGCAUCCGGGAGUCUCUGCCGGAUAGUCCUCCUUCUGGUCUCGGAUCCCCCACCCAUCAUCCUUCUCGUCGACAGCAUACCCGGAUCUACUUGGUGGAUGAUGAUGUUCACUACGCUCGUGGGGACAGCCAUGAGAGACGUCAUCGGCACGAGGAAUCGGGCAGAAGCCUUCCUGUCGAAAUACGCAGCAGAAGCGUCUACCGUCGACGGAGACAGGACAGUCAAGACAGUUUCGACAGUCUUCGCAGCUCCCGCUCAUCGGCUCGAAAGCAUACUCCUGCGCUCACCACUUACACGGCGUACGAGUAUAAUGAUGUCCACGAUUCGGGAUAUGGUGGCUCAUACGGCUCUCGGGCAUCCAAUGGAUACCGUGGAGCAAAAACCGAACCCUACGCCUACCCUCCAUCAUCUCCGCCGCCACGCGUCGUGAGCAUCAAACCACCCUCACCUCACUCUUAUACCCCUUACGGCGUCGGCCCAGUAAAUAUUGUCACACGCGCCCCGAUGUACGGGUACAGCCCCCCAAGGUAUUGA
Molecule: messenger RNA, 792 nt
Organism: Fonsecaea monophora
Lineage: Eukaryota; Fungi; Ascomycota; Eurotiomycetes; Chaetothyriales; Herpotrichiellaceae
Exons: 3
Coding region: 1-792 (263 amino acids)
Source: RefSeq, a predicted model, not a curated record